AUGCAGUUAGACUUGAGGUUGAAGACACAAGUCAGAACAGAGCAUCGUUAAAGGUACACAGUUAUUUUGUUCUCCUUUUAAUUACUUUAUUAAGUCUUCGACUGUAAGCCUGACAUGAACAAAUAUUACGUACUUCUCUUUUAAAACAUGUUUCAGUUCUUUAAUUUUUACAAUUGUACUUUUAGCCCACUGGAAGAAAGUGCUUCGUCCAAAAUUAAUUUUCAUUGCAUGCCUGCCCCCCAAGAUAUUUAAGAAGUUGAACAACAGAGCAGUUAACACCCCACCUGCAAUCCGUUUUAAUCUUCUUCAUUUUUUCUUGUUAAUUUUACACAAAUACUUAACAUUUAACUGUCUUACUUAAGUUUUAUUUUUUACAUUUUUGCUUUUCACUUCGCUUUAAAACGAUAUAUUUUUCACACUUUUGCCCUAUGUGUCUCUUUUUUUAACAUUAUUUGUUCAUUUUUUGGCUUAAGCAUUCUGAUUCGUAUCAAUUUUGUCUUAAUGUUUUGCGUAGUUUUAUUUGACAUAGCAUCCAUUAUAAACGGCUUGUAAACUCGUUUCAUAUCCCUUUAGAAGCUAGCUAUGCGUCGAGUGAGAUUUGACAAAUUUUGUCAUAUCCUUCAAUAACAUUGAAGGAAUAUGAGACGAACAGCUUUUUCUGAGAUGCAGUUCUUUUUCAAAAUAGAAACAUGUCGAAACAGAGCGUUUUCACUCACGCACAGACUGUAUGUAGUCAGCUGCAAUUUAUCGGAACAAAAGAUGAAAUGCGUUACGUAAAGAAAAAGUUCGAAAGUCCCACAGGGUUGGAGCACCCACCAAUAACACGUCGUGUCAAAAACCUCUAUUCUUGGUUUGCAACCAAGUGACAAGGCGGCCAUGGCCGUGGUCAAAUUAAAACAAUUAACUAAACAAUUAUUGGACAAGGUUGAGCGAAAUAUCGCGAUUUGUCAGUGGCGAGCAAAUAACUCAUCUGCGAGACAACAGUGACAAAUCACGAUAUUUUGCGAUAACCGAGUUCAAUAAUUGUUUUAUCAUUCGAUCACCGAAUUUGUUUUUUUUAAUGAAUAUCCUCGGAUGCCAUUUUCACGCAAGAACAAUCACAAGAAGGAGAAAAGCGUGGUUUCUUUUGCGCAUGAGCAGAAUAAUAUUUGCAGCCAAACACAAGCUUAACACAGUUGGACGACAUUGCGCAUGAGCAGACCAUUAUUUGUAGGCAGUUAUUGGCAGGUCAUGUGGUGGGCUCUCGGCCAAAGAAAAGAAAGAAUUUGCUUCGAAUGAUAAAAUAAUUUUCUCUCCAAGAAUUGACAUGAAAGUAGAGUUUAGUUCCCAAAGGAGCGAAGUUCUUUUGUUCUUGACUACUGGGAUCUAGGUCUUUCCCGAACACACAUAGAGUCAAUAGUGGAGUCUUGUAAGAAGACGUAACUUCGUUUUUAACUUUCAUUUCAGUGAUUUGAUAAUAAUGAAGACUGCGUUAAUUUUACUGCUAUUCCUUUUGGAACCUGUUAUCGCACGCCAAGGUAUGCUUUUACACGUCUCUAAAAAUAACUGCGACAAAGUUCAGUAUAUUAUUUUAUCUUUAAACUGUUUUCUGUUUUUUAUUUUGGUCAAAUCAUUAUAUUUAAUUAUAAUUACUCACCAGGUGAAAGCAAAAAAACUACUGAAAGUCAUAAAGUCGUAGAGAAAAAUUAUAAGCACCUCAAGGAUAUUGAGAAGGUGAUUAUUUCAAUAUUAUUCUUAACUUAUUUGAGAAUAUAAUCUUAUUGCAAAAUCAUCGUCAUAUAUACGUGUGGAUAUUUUGAUAAUCCUGCAAAAAGCACAGCGAAAGCGUUGAAGCAGAAUCUCCUAAUCAUAUGUCUUUCUGAAUUUAAAUUUGAAAUGAAAAGACAUCCUUGUAAAAAUGCGAAUCAGUCUAAAUUCUGGAAGUAUUAGAUGGAGUCCUUGGCGUCCAUUUCAGUAAGCUCUGAAACAAAUACUUGCUUAAAAUCCCAAACUUUCCGCAUUGUUAAUUGAGAGAAAAGAAACUUUUUAUGACUGAUUAACUCUUCCCAGGAACAACCAGCUAAAAAGGCAGAAGCAAAGCAAGAUUCUGAGAGUAAAAUAUACGUCUACGGAGAAAGAGCUGACGAAACAAGGUCUGAUGGAAAUGAUAAAUUCGAAUUGUUAAAAACCGAAGGCCAACCAGGAUGGAUGGAGAAACUUUUGAAAAAGGUAUCAUUAUAUUACUUUUAUAUAUUGUAACCUGGGACUGGAAUCCCUAGUGGCGAAAGGGUGAGUAUCGGGACGAGCGGGAACUGGGUCAUAUUCUGUGCAGCAGGAAUUUCUGGGCUCCUGCCUAUAGUUGAUACCUUUUUUAAGGUAAUACUUCUUCUCUGUCAAGCCUCGACACCGUAAUUCUCAACAAACUACUGGCUUAACAAAUACGUAUAUAUAUAUAUUUUCAACUAGUUUUGAUGGUAUUAAUAAAAAAACUAAAAAUCGUCUUUGCAUGUUUUUUUUUUACCCAAUUUGUAACGGUAACAGGACUGAGUGGAGUCCAAUUCGGUCUGUAAUCAUACGAGUGAUUAACAAAAUCGGACGACCGUGUGGCGGGAGUCCGAUUUGUUUAAUCACGAGUAUGAUUACAGACCGAAUUGGACGACACGAAGGUCUGUUACCAAUAGGCCACCUGCACUAAGAGGUCACGUGACCAAUACUUCCUUUAAACAAUGAGUUGGAAUCUUGCUGAUGCCAAAAAUUGUUAGAGCACACAAAAAUUAUCUCACCCCCGAAAUUUGAGAGGAAACGCAUUUAAGGGAGAUAUUUUAUGGCACUUUGAUUUUUUAGCAAAGUAUUAUGAUUUGUAUUGGCCGCCAUGUUGGAGGGCAUGCUUUUGCCCUCCAACAUGGCGGCCAAAACUACUUCUUGCUUAUAUCUUAAUCAACGUUUCAUAGUUACGCUCAGAUGCGCUGCAUACGUUAUCACAUCAUCUUUUCAACAUUUUCCUUGAAGUUUAAGUGCAAAAUGUGUGUUCAGAGAGAGGUAAUUCAUAAUUUUAAAAGUCACAUUUUGGUCACGUGACCAUUUACGAACGGUUUGAAAAACCAAAUCACUAUUAUUAUUACUAAUCGUUUUUCGAAGGCAAAAUCAUAUACCUUUCAUUUUCAAAAAAAGAUGUCACAUGCCUCUUAGUGCAAAUGGCCUAUUAAUCUAACUUUAACAAAAUUUGUGAUAUAUAAGGCUCUUUUUAAAAUCAAAACACAAGAAAUUCCAAGAUUUUUUUUGUUAGCAAUGAAAAAGAAAAGCCAUUUCAGGGCGCGCGCGAUGGCGUGUACUUUCCAAUUGCUUAGACGUGACGCGUACUGUCCCAUUAAACUGUCCUAUUAAGGCUGAAAUCAGGGCAAUUGAUAACCAAUCAGAUUUGAGAAUUUUAUUAUAGUUAUGAUUAGGCAUUUUAAGGCUACAUUUGUUUGUUUUAGGACCAAACUUGUGUUUUCAGAAAACAUCCUUAUGGUACUUGGCUUAAUUAAAAGAGAUGAUAAGUUGUCACUGACAAAUAUCAACCUCGUCCCCAGGGCUUUUCCCUUAAAAAAUGGAAAAGGGAAAAGCCCUGGGGACGAGGUUGUGACAAAUAAAAGAUAAAUCAGUUAAUUGAUGAUUUUUUCUUGGACAAAAUUUCCCAGUUCAAGUUAAGAAAAUUUAUCGUUUUUCCGCAAUCAUUUCAAUCAUAGAUUUCUGUCAAUUUGGAAAGCUGGUAGAAUUUUACAAGCAUUAAAAUAACAUUUUGCAUAUAUUAAAGAUUGAUGGUGAUGAUGAUUUUUUUCAGGCAAGGAAACAGAUAAAAAAAGAGCAAAAUGAUUUGGUUGAAGAAAACAACCCAAGAGGAAGCCUCAAGGACUCUCCAAUGGAUGACGCAAGUUCAGUGUCCAAUGUGUCACGCAGAUUAUUUACUUAUAGUUUUUUUAGAUUUUAUAAUUUCUUUCCUUGAAAAAGCAUUUAUUCAGCAUCUCAAUAACUUGCGUCUAUAAAUCUAGUGCAUUAAUCCUAUGAUGAUUGGGCAUUUUGAUCGUUUUUCUCAAGACAGUUUCUUAGUUUCACCUCCUAAUCGUCUGGUCCUCGACCAUCGAUAAAGCUGCCAGGGAUUAGCUAGGGAUUCCCUGCAGUAAUGGCUCACAGUUAGUAUAGGCAUGUCCCAAUUGCGCUGUGCACUUUUUCGGCACUUUUCCCAAUUUGGAGCACUAUUUUACAUUUCCAGCACUCUUGAGCACUUUCUUGACUUUAGAGCAGAAUUUGGCCAUUUUUUGGGGAACAUUUAAGUGACUUUUUUACAAUUUUGCACAUGUUUAACGUUUUUAGUAAGCCGAGUCAUUCUACUAUCUUUUGAAUAAUUUCACCUUGUCGCCUGUGUUGUCAUGAAAAUGAACAGUUAUCCUUUUAACUGUGGGAAUAGUCGAUUUUGAAAAAAAAAAACAUUGGUGUUUCACUUCUAGUUUGGUCACAAAAAAUCGAGGAUUAAAGCUUUGAUAAAACUACGAAUAUUUAUGAACAUCUGCUAGGAAAUAAUUGAAAACUAGGAGAAAGUUUCGAGCACUAUUUCGAAGGUAUUAUAAGGUAGCCUUUUUUUUAUAGUUUCUACUGCCAAGAUCCGAAAUUGUCAAAAGAAUGAGUGAAAUUUAUAUACGUUAUCGGUUAUUACAACUGCAAAUGCUUUAUUUGCUUUCGAUUUCAGAACCAGAUGAUCCAGUUUACAAAUUGCAAAAAGCAAUUAGUAACGUAAGAGGAGCUGAUGGCGCUUCGAAAGCUCUAACUGGGCUAAAGGAGCAGUGGAGCGGGAUCGCAUUUAGGGACAGAGCGGCUGUUUUGGCGACUCUACAAGUUGCAGCCUUAAACAUUGGAAGCUUUGCCAACGCUGCAGAUGAUCCUAUUGGUGCAAUACAGGGAGCAGCCAUUAUGGUUGGACAGUUUGGAGCACUUUUAGGUCCAGGAGGACAGGUCGCUGCCAUUGUUUUAAGCUUCGUUUCCGGGUUUCUUAGUCUUUUUGGAAAGGGAGGAAAAGAACAGAAAUCUAUCGGGCAAAUUGUGCGAGAGGAAAUAGAUGACGCUCUGGCUGAGUUUUCUGAGCAAACUCUCACUAACCAGGCAAGUGGCGUCGUUAGAGCAUUCACAGUUUCCAAGGUAUAUGUGGACAGCCUUGCUGAGUCAGGAAAGAGGCUAACCGUUGACCAAGCAAAUUCACUUGAGGUGAAUGUGCCGUUGUAUUAUGGCAUGCCCUUCAUGGGAACACUGGCAUCUGAGAUAGAUCGGCUUCUUAAGGCCAACGAGGUCGACGACGCCAAAAAGACAUUGAAAUACAUUGAGUUGUAUGUAAAGAUGGCAAUUUUAAAGGAUGUUAUUAUGCAGGAGGUGGCCACUUUGUUACCAGAGGAGCUUGAACCCAACCGACAAGCGCUGCUUACGUCUUUAGAAAGGCUGCGUCUUCUACACAGGGACCUUUUAAGAUUCCUUCGUGACGGUGGUGUUGGUGUUGUGGCCUUGAGUUACUUCGAUCCCGAUGUUUACCCAAUCACAGAUUCCUUUAUGACCUCCGUAUUGAAACUAACAGAUUACGAUCGCUCUUUGGCCGGUUCAAAAUGGUGUCUGACUCCACAUAUUCCCUGUCAAAAGCUUUUACCAAUAUCCAGUCACUCCUACGGUAUUGACGAAGACGAAGUAAGAUUGAAGAUGGAUCCUUACUACGUAUCUAGACCUUCAAGCAAAAGCAGCUGCAUCUGGAAACUUAUCCCACAUGGAAACAAUCUCUAUACUGUUGAGAUUGGAGAUGGUAAAUACCUGUCGUUAGACCCUGAAUCUAAGGGCAAAGUGGUAACGUCGGCCAAGGCGGAUCUUUGGGAAAUCGACGGUGUUCAUAAGAAAAGGUAUGAGUUUCUUCUUUGUUCUGUGCCAUAAACUUUACGUUACUUAAGUGUUUUCUUUGUCUUUCUGUAAGCUUACGGAAAGCCAAUUGCAAAUGAUAGUAAAAUUCCACUUCAAGUUAAGAAGUUAAGAGGAUGCGCGAUUCUAAAUAUUUAAUGCUCAAGCCUUUUCGAAAUAAUAUUCGUGAUAAUUAAUCAAUAAUCGACCAAGUUUGAUAAUAUUUCCCAUUUUAUGUUUCUGUUAGCCUGCAAUGAGGGGUUAGUUUUAGGGACGAGAGAAAUCUGUUUGAUCACGGUCUUGGACUGGCAAGAGAGAUCCUGACUCAAACUUACGACCUACAGCUGUAUAUCUUCCUGUGUUUUCAAUCGAGAUCUCAAAGAUACUCAUUGAGCGUGUUGUUCGACUCUUGAUCACAUGAUAGUACACUCCCUGUCCGUCUAGAAAAUAAGCCUCUUUCCUUACAACACUCUCAACUGGUUUUCGCGCUCCUCAUCAAACAACUUCUGUCUCACUCAUCAAAUUGCCUUCAGUUUCAUAACAUCGAUAGCAGACUUAAGAAAGGCUUUUAGACUCGUUAGACCACAAUGGUUUGUUUAUUAUGUCAGGAGCGUAGCGUCCAUGCGUGCACAUACGCCCGUGUGUACAGCUGACGGAAAUCUGUAAAAAAUCUAUUUUAUUAUUACCUGAAAGUAUUUUCAUUUAUCAUUAAAUCGGGAUGACUGAUAAAUUUUUGGCAUAAUAUUGGUGUCUUUGUGUUAGUAGUUCCUUUAUCCUUUUUAUUACAUGUAUACUGUUGAAUCCAAAAUUUAAAGAAUAGUCACGAUCGUAAUUUGCAGCUUGAGAGAGACUCUUUUAGUUCAUUUCUACGUGAUUGCAACGUUUGGUGAACGUUUGUUAGCACUUAUUUAAUUCAGUGAUUUUAAAACUCUGUCAGAUAUAAGAUCAUUCAAAAUCCAUAGAGAAAAUAUUACUAAUUUAAUAGUUAAGGGUGCAACUUGUAGCUCAACAUGGUCGUUGCUGAUGGAAAAAUUGUCAUUUCGAGUUAUAUUACGUACGCCUAGUUGUAGAUUUUCUACUUUGCUUGUGUAAAAAUGAUAUCACGUUUGCUUUGGUCUUGACUUGUUAAUGUUUUUAGCCAUUGCUGACAACAACAGAGUCGUAAACGUCAAAGCUAUGUAGCCAUCAGAGAGAUUUACGUUAUUCAUGAUCAUGAUCAUGAAAAGACAGUUCAAGCUGGAACCAUGUGAAAAGUUCUACGGCGUGCCCAUUAAGGGUGUAUGAUAAGUUAGUUACAAGUGUGAAAGGGCUAUUCCUUUCCUAAUACCUUAUAUAUGAUUGUUAAAACAUUCAAAUCCUCGAUUAUAUUUGUCCCUUACUGCAACAUUUCGAUUACUUGUUCAAAUUAGAAAUUAGAAAUUAGAAAUUGCAUCAUAAUACAAGUUUUUUCUUUAUAAAUUUAUCUUUUAACUAAUGCCAGAAUCCGUUAUAAAUGGGGGAGCGAGGACAAUGAGCGAUGGAGUGACAUGCAGCUAGAACCUGAAAUGGGAAAGAUUUCUACGUCACUGUUCACUUCUGUUGGAAAAGUGAUAUUUAGAUUGACAAGUACCGACGUCGGAUAUGUUUGGUCCAUUACAAAGGUAUGUCGCCUGAAGAAACUAACAUACACCUAUCAAUGUUAAUCUGAAGGGAGGAGGGGGGAUGCCGGGCCAGGCCCGGGUUGACAAGAAUAACGAGCUCGUUUAACUCAAUUUCGAACUAAAAUUUUAUUAUCUGGAAACGCCUUCUUUGGAUUAUUUCGUAUUCUAAGGGGCAAAAAUCACGGUAAGCAUUGACGCCAGCAGAGAUUUGACUGAGCUGAGUCUGCACUCAGUGAUACUGACUGGGGCCACUCGCGUUUUCUCUGGAGGAGAAUAAGCUAUUACAAGACUCGUGGACAUUAAGGCUUUACUAGGAUUUAACGUGCAUACGUACUUACGGGCUUUCACAGUUUCAGAAUAAAGCUGAUACAAUAUUAUAACCUUAAUUUUUCAAAUUGCUAAUGAUUCUGGAUAAUAGAGAGGUUAAUAUUCUACUCCUUUCACUUUUAGCAAGUCCUGGACGGUUAUGCCGGCUACAAAAAUGAAGAAAAUGAUGAAGCUAAAUGAAGAAACAACAGCAAACUGAUCAUCAAGGCGAAGAGAACAAUAAAGAUAAAAAGGAAAUAUUAUCCGCAUUAAUACUGGGACGUCAUUGUAGUCUGUAGUCUAUAGAGAAUAAAAGCACUGAAAAUUAUGCCUCCAUUAAAUUAUAGUUUCCGAAUUACGGAACGCAAGGGUAUCUCUUGUCCACUUCACCCCUCCAAGUUUUAACCCAUGGUUGCCCUUGAUCGUCCCUUGAAAAUCUUUGUGUUCGUGUUGUGUCUUUUGUGUUUGUCAUCGACUGUUUUUGCUUUUGGAGCAAUUUUGGAGCCCUUUAAGGUUUCCUACAUUUCGAUUUUAAUAAAGAAAUAAAAUAAAGGACGAGUGUAAGGCCGGUCUGAAUUUAGCCUCUCACUCUUCCAAGAGGCAGUAAACAGAGAACUCAAAAUCCUUGAAAAUGGCUCAAAAUACCACAUCAGAGGUAAAAGGACGACAAUUUACGGUAAAUAAGGCAACGCAACGGGUAUUUAGCAUUGAUCCAUACAUAUAGUUAACGACAUGCCGCUUGUGAUGGAGCAAAAGGUAAACUCAGUAGUAUGUUUACUAUGAAAUUACAAUACAGUCGGUUAGACAAUUAAACAGACUGUGUGGGCUCCCUAUGGCCAGUGCCACUGCGAACUGGCAAAAUUUUCGGAUUUCCUUCAGGUACCUACCUUUGACAUUUGAUAUAUUUUGAGGUCAAAUGCCCCAAGACCGUACAUUGUAGCUGUUUGCCUCAACCCCAAGAAUUCAAUCAAUAAUUUUACAUCAAUUCAUCUGAGUGUCUCUACAUCGUUGUUCAUCGGAAGACGUCCGUAACGCUCUAGCCUCACGCUGUAGAGUAGGCGUUUUUUAAUUGAAACUCAGAGGUACAGGUGGACUACUCCGAACUCUCUGGUAGUAUUAACCUCCAAGAUGGCAGGAUAACGUUCACAUGGCACCGGAAGUAAAAUUUGACAGGCGGGCACUUUGUUCACACGGAGCCGUUCAAUGUUUUCGUUCUGUUCAUACGGUACGGAAGAACAAGGCUUAAUUCAGUUACCUUGGGUUGAAAAUCCUUCAAUAACAAUGACCGAGACCAGGUUUUAUGAGCCCGCGAGACUAUAAGCACCCCAGCUAAACUCUUGUUUUCACUAAAACCGCUGGACACCAACCUGGUUGAGCUGGUUGAGGUCAUUGUUAUCUAACAGAUCUAAGGCCCGGUUCAGAACCAACUACAUUGAACCGAACUAAUACAUUGAAUUAAGUACAUGAAAAGUUCGGCGUCUGAAUCAAUUAGCAACGCCUGUUUCAAUGUGGAACGGCUGAGCCGUUCUUUCCGCCCAGCCAGGCCGGGAAUUUCGCCUUUGGAUCGACUUUGGAACGCCUUUGAUUCAGACGCCAAACUUUUCAUGUACCGAACAUAAUGCACAAAUUCUUAUAACGUAUUUUGUAAGCAGUUUGACCGAAAUGAGCAUAUUUAGUUCGGCUGGAAUUAAGAUCGACGUCUGAAUCAGUUCAGCCGGUCCAAAUAAUUUGGGUCGGCCUUAAUUCGAAUCAGGUCCGGCUCAUGAACUAAAGUUCGGCGUCUGAACCGAGCCUAAGGGUCUUCCCUGUGGGUCAGGGGUUUACCAUCUGACCAUGCGCAGAUUACUACUUAGAAAAUCCAAAAUGGUGUCUCCCGGCAUUAAACAAUUUGACGGUUAUAGUGUCCACACCUCUCCCCUCAAACUUUUCGACCCUACACGCUGACAAUUAAUUUUACCUGGAUGUUUUUAACAGAUAGCCGUCUAAAUUUUUGGGGAUCGAUAAUACUUAUUUCCCGUUUUUUGUUAUGCCUGUAUAGCACAACCCCAUAAGCAUUUCAUUAGUUUAUUAUUGACUUCUGCAAGCCAACCAAUAAUCAUUGGUCGUUGAUGUAUCCGUCCUCGAACAGUAUCUGGUUUAAACCCUGCUUAUUAGUUUAGAGUCCUUAAAUAUACAUAAGAAUAUUUGGCUGGUGACGUUACACCUUGUUUCACUUGCUUAUGUUAUUUAAUUUUCACACAAAUGUUGUCAAGACCUGCUUUCUUUUUGGUGGCGCGUCACUGAGGCGGAUCGAAAUCACUAGUUUUUCAAUUCUGGCCGACGCGACUGGUACACCUUAUUUCUGAAUAUCUGACAUUUUAAAUUACCUGCUUGCCGGUCACGGCGAUGCAGUUAGACUUGCCGAGGCUGAAGACCACAGGCCAGAUUUAAAAGGAGAUCGAUAAAGCUAAGGUACUUAAUGUUUUUCAUUUCUCUUUUUAUUUACUUUUUUUAUCUACGAUUUUACAUUUAACAUAAACAAGCUUGAGUACCGGUCUUAAAAACAUUUUCAUACAUUUUACAGUACAUGUACCUACUCGUAGAAAAAUUGGGCGCUUGGUCAAAAGUUAUUUUAUAGAGGCUUGUGGAACGGCACCGCGGUUUUAUUAACAUCCAAGCUCAUUUUCCUGUGUUACCUAAAUACUACUUUUUUAUGUUUAUUUUACAUUUUUGACGUUCAUCUAUCGCUUUAAAAGGAAAUAUUUCUCCACACUUCUUGCCCUUUUGUCUUUUUCUCUGGCUUACGGCAUCUCGAUCCUGACAUUUUUUUUUUUUGCAUUUUUUUCUCUUUCGGUUUUGCGAAUUUUAUUUGACUAGUGCUUAACAGAUAGUUCAACUGAAUAUUUUCCUGGGCAUUAUAAACGGCUCUGUUGCCGGUAAACUCGUUUCUUAUCCCUUUGAACAGCCGCCCUGCGUAGCGUGAAAGUUCAUAAAUUAAUUCAAAGUCAUUCAAGAACAUUGCCUCCUUGUUAAACAUAAUUUUUUGUGACAUUACUUUAUUACUUACAAACACAUUUGAUCAGUGACAAGCAUAAUAAUUUUCUGGGAAAAAAUCAGAAAUCACCCUGUACAUAUACGUAAUACUGAGAAUUAACACUUCUUCAUAAGGGUGGCUAUUACAACAGCUUUUCUGAGAAGUAAUUCUUUUCCAAAAAUUAUAAAAUAGAGCUUCUUCACUCUCGUGAUCAGCAGUUAUGCAAAUUUAUUGGAAGAAUAGAAAACAAUUUACAUAAGAAACAACCCCCACAUGAUUGGUAGGGAACACCAACAUUUCCACCGUUUUAUUGUUUUGUUCUCCAAUAUGGCGGAUAUGACGUCAUGUGAAAACUCUUUCUGGGGGAAAAAAAACAUGAAAAGGGGAGUGGGAUACAGGUCUCUCCCGACCAAUUCGGCAUAGAGCAAGAGCCUGCAUAGAGUCAAUAGUGGAGUCUUGUAAGUAAAAGUAACUUUCUAUUAACUUUUUUACCCGUUAUUUCAGUGACCUAAAAAUAAUGAAGACUGCGUUGGUUUUACUACCAUUCCUUUUGGCACCUAUCAUCGCUGUUCAAGGUAAACUUUUUUUUAACACGUCUCUAGCCUCUAAAAAUACUUGAACUGUUACCAGUGUCUUCAUGGCUUUCUUUUUCCUCUUCUUUUCUGCUAAUAAAUUAUAAUUUAUCGCCAGGAGAAAGCAAAAAAUCUGUUAAAAGUCCUGAAGUCAUAGAGAAAAAUAAAGAGCACGGCAAGAGUGUUAAGAAGGUAGUUAUGUUCAGUUGUUAACUUUGGGGCGAUAUAUAAUUUCAAUAUCAUAUUUGUAAUUUUAAAACCUAAAAGCAAAAUCAUUAUUAUACGUGUGGAUAUUCUGCUAAUCCUAAAGCACAUCUGAGCGAAAUCGUUGGCAUACUGUCAGAGAAUCCUAUGCUUUCCGCCACAUUGGAUAACGUCACUGGCCAAGCGGGGCAGUUGCAGAAAGAAACUUAUUAUAAAUGAUAACUCUUCAUAGGAAAAACCUGCUAAAAAGACAAAAGCACAGCAAGAUCCUGAGAGUGAAAUCAACGUUUACGAAGAAGGAGCCAACGAAACUAGGCCUGGUGGAAAAGAUAAAUUCGAAUUGUUAAAAACCGAAGGCCAACCAGGCUGGAUGGAGAAACUUUUGAAAAAGGUACCAUUAUAUUAAUUUUAUGAAAAGUUGAAUCUCUACUCUGUAAACUGGAACUUGGAAAAGCGUGGAAAAGAGCGAGUAAACAGCGAAGGACCAGCCGGAACUGGAACACAUCCUGUUAAGUGAUUUCUUAAAUAAUUAUCUGCGAAGCCUCGACACCGUGAACCUUAACAUUCUGGCCUUAAAAAAUAAUAAGUAACUCAUUUUUUUUUUCAAAUGGUUCUGAGGGUACAAAAAGAGGACAAAUUGUAAAGUGAGAAAUAUGACACAAUAAGUUUUGAUUUUUUUUUUCGUGGACAAAAUUUCCCAGUAUACGUUCGUCUAUUAGGCCUGUUUCAAACGUCGUGCUACUGCCGUGCUAAGCUGGCUCGACUGUAGCUCGACUGCAGCACGACACUAACACGACUUGGUUUCAGACGUCGAAUUUAAUUCGGUCGAAUAGAACGGCUGUUGCCGAAACCAAAAUACAAAAAUAAAGAAACGAUUUUAAAUAGUAAACUUUUAAAUGUAUUCUAAUGCAUCCAUAAUUUAUGAAUUGUGUUCGGCAUGGCAGUAGUGCGACGUUUGAAACCAAGUCCGACUACUGCCGUGUAGUACCGCAAAGCUUGCCUCGCUACACGGCAGUAGCACGAAUUGGUUUCAAACGUCGCGCUACUGCUGUGCUUAAGUCGAAUUUAAUUCGAUGAAUUUAGUUAGGCACGGCAGUAGCACGACGAGUUUGAAACGGGCCUUAUUAUUUUUCUUUUUUUGGUCAAUAGAGCUGGAUCUAAACAUUUACAAGCAUUUUGCACAUAUUACAACAUAAAUUUCUAGAUUAUCAUCAACAUUAAUUUUGAUAAUGAUGAUUUUUUUUUUCAGGCAAGUAAGGAGAUAAAAGAAAAGGAAAAUGAUAUGGUUGGAGAAAAAAGCACAACAGAAAGUCUCAGUGGAGAGUCCCAUUUGGAUGGUGCAAGUACAGUGCCUAAUUUGUCAUACAGAUCAUUUACAGUUGUCAUGUUCUUUUAGAAGAUUUUAUAACUCCCGUUUGUAAAAGAGGGAAAAUGUAUUGUCGUUAUUGUAUACGUAGUACGUACUAUUUCAUGAACUGGCGUCUUUUUAAUCUAGUACAUUUUAUUAAUCCUCUAAUUGAGCUCGUUGAUCGUUUGUGUCACGAUUGAGAGUCAUUUAAUAGUUAUUGAGGAACCGAUGUGACCUCCACGAGUUUAUCCAACGGAUAUAUAAGCUUCUAUUCAAAUUUCACUACCCAAUGGGUAGAAAUGUAUCUGGUGGAUAGCGUUAUCCAGCUUUCAAACAACUAGGGACUGGAAGUUUCGACUUCUUAACUGAGGCCAAGAUCGAGAGAAUGAGGGGUCUGCCGUGGCGGAGUUGCUGCGCGGGACUAUCUAUACCUGAGUAGUACUAACCGUGUGGGUUGUUUUCGAAUCUCACUCGUGGUCGGUAAUUACUGAUUUUGAUUUUAUAAUAGCCCACGUUCAAUAUAUUACAACUCUAGCAUGACGCCGAGGCUUUAGGGUCAAAAUUGCAAAGUUUUCACGACCCCAUUGACCUGGCUCUGAAGAGACUUGAGUACAAAGAAAACCAAACCAAAUGCAGAAAGCCUUGCAAUCAUGUUAGAAUUUUAAUACAUCAAACGUGGGCUAUUAGGGCUCACAGUGUGGCUAACUUACAUAUUUGACUGCCUGUCAUGAAGCUUCCUCACUCCACACAAAGGAAGAAAGUUAGCAAAACACGGUUGAAAAAUACGUACAUGCAAGCUGCGAAACACGAUCGACACCUUUGGGCACCAUGAAAACAAUACAAGUUCCUUAAAUAUAAUAAGCACAUACUCAACAAUGAUCAUGAACUUGAAAUUGUCAAUUCUGACAAUGAGGAAACUGUAUAUACGUUAUCUAAUCUUCAGUGCAACUGCUCUCUCUGUUUUCCAUUUCACAGAGCCCGAUGACCCAAUUUACAAAUUGCAAAAAGCAAUUGGAAACGUGAGAGGAUCAGAUGGAGCUUCGCAAGCUCUAACUGGGCUAAAGGAGCAGUGGAACAAGAUCCCAUUUAGGGAUAGACUAGCCGUAACUAUGACUCUACAAGUCGCAAGCAGACAAAUUGGAAACUUUGCCAACGCGGGAGAUGAUCCCAUUGGUGCAAUACAAGGAGCAGCAAUUAUGGUUGGACAGUUUGGAGCACUUUUAGGUCCAGGCGGACAAGCUGCUGCCAUAGCCUUGAGCUUCGUUUCCGGGUUUCUUAGUCUUUUUGGAAAGGGAGGAAAAGAACAGAAAUCUAUUGGGCAAAUUGUACGAGACGAGAUAGAUGAAGCAUUAGCUGCGUUUUCUGAGCAAACUCUCACUAACCAGGCGAGUGGCGUCGUUAGAGCGUUCACUGUUUCCAAGGCAUAUGCUGAUAGCCUUGCUGGUUCAGGCAAGAAGCUUACUGUUAACCAAGCAAAAUCAUUACAGGUGAAUGUGCCACUGUUUCAUGGCAUGCCAUUCAUGGGAACGUUGGCAUCUGAAAUAGAACGACUUCUUAACGCCAACGAGGUGGACGACGCCAAAAAGACAUUGAAAUACAUUGAGUUGUAUGUAAAGAUGGCAGUUUUAAAGGAUAUGAUUAUGCAGGAGGUGGCCUCUUUGUUACCAGAGGAGCUUGAACCCAACCGACAAGCGCUGCUUAAGUCUCAAGAAAGACUACGCCUUCAGCAUAGGGAGCUCAUAAGAUUCCUUCGUGAUGGUGUUGUCGGUAUGGCGGCUUUGGGUUACUUCGAUCCCGAUGUUUACCCAAUCACAGAUUCCUAUUUGACCUCCGUAUUGAAAUUACCAGAUUACGAUCGCUCUUUGGCCGGUUCAAAAUGGUGUCUGACUCCACACAUUCCCUGUCAAAAGCUUUUACCAAUAUCCCGUCAUUCCUAUGGUGUUGACGAAGACGAAGUAAGAUUGAAGAUGGAUCCUUACUACGUAUCUAGACCUUCAAGCAAAAGCAGCUGCAUCUGGAAACUUAUCCCUCAUGGAAACAAUCUCUAUACUGUUGAGAUUGGAGAUGGUAAAUACCUGUCGUUGGACCCUAAAUCUGAGGGCAAAGUGGUAACGACGGCCAAGGCGGAUCUUUGGGAGAUCGACGGUGCUCAUAAAAAGAGGUAUGAGUUUCUUAUUUUUUCCUAUGUCAUAAUCUUUGCGUUUUUUUCAAAACACUGAAUGAAUGUAUUAAGUCAACUAAUUCAAGUUAAAUCUAAAAUAUGUGAUGGUAUUGGGGUGGUGGUGGAGGGAAAACAAUAGAAAUGUGAUGGUGAUGGUGGUAGAGCAAAAAAAAGGAGGAAUGUAGAAGAAAAAAAGGAGGUGGAAAAGUGAAAAAAUGUUUUUGGUGAAAGAUUUGCGGGCCAAGAAUCAGUGAGCCUGAAUUGGAAAUGAAAGCGGCAGGGGAAAAAAACCUGCACAUAUCCAAUGCACCUAUUAAUGUAAAGCCGGCAAGGGGGUGGGGGGGAGGUAGGGCAUGGGGUAGGGAUUUGACAUUUUCCAAAAGUUUGCAGUCAAAUUCCCCGCCCACGGGCAAAUCAUUCCAGUGAAAUGGAACCAAAUUUCUUCACCCCGGGCUGCACAUUACACUGCCAAAUAUCCCGAGGCUGGAUCCAAGAAAGGCACAAUAUAAAUAUCUCCAAAUAAAAAUCUGAAAUCUUUAUUUAUAUUACGUUGCUGCAUCACCAAGGUCACACGCAAGGGAAGGGAAUUAAGGGAAGGGAAACAUUUGGGGAAACAUAUGUUCGGUCUCAGUCUUUUUCGUCCGAGUUGGCAGUCAAAUCCAGUAAAAAAUAUCUCAACGUCGGGCGAAGAAAGAAUCGAAUAUACCGCCUCCCUGGGAGAACAAGGUCAGUAAAAUGCCCUAUCCCAGGGCCAACAAAGGCAAUCAAAUCCCCACCCCAUGCCCUGCCUCCCCACCUCCCGCCGGCAUAACAUUGAUAGGUGCAUUACGUUACGACUCAGAGAUUUUUUUUCACAGGCGAGUUAGUGCUUUUCCUUCCACAAAUAAGUCAUACUCUUACUUCUGAUUUUGGCAAGCCUAGGCAAAGCUUUAAUUUUUUUGUUGUUGUAAGGUUUUCACGUGAAAGUAUUGUAAUGAAAAGAAAUUACUAACACGUGACCUUAUCGUAAUGAGAAUCCUCCAUAUUUAACGUUGCAACUUUAGGAAAUCCCAAUCACCCAUUGACUAUUUUCGAAUUCCCCAUAAUACACUGUGUUUGCCCCCCAAAUUUUGCAUAACUUAUUGUCUUAAAAUGCUCUUGGGAAAAUGCAAUACUCCCAGGAGCAUUUAGAAACAAUGGUUAUAUCGGGUAGACUUAGUUAUAGCGUUUGCCACAGACGUUUCCUCUUCUUGUGAUGAAAUGUCACUUUAAUAUUGUUAGGAAUCUCAAGUUUUCUCUGUUGAUGGAAAAUAGUAGUUUCGAGUUGUACUAGUUUAUAGAAUUCUACUUGAGUAAAUAUAACAGACUGAUAUCACGUUUGCUUUGGUCGCGUGUAGCAAUUGCUCACAACAAUUGGAGCGUAAGCAUCAGAGGGUGCACGUGUUGUAGCCAGCGUUCAGAAUGGUUUAAGUUAUCAUAAGAAGAAAAUUCAAGCUGAAGCCACCUGAAACUAGCUAGAAUACGAUCUAAAGCAUUGUCAUCAAGGAUGCAUCGGAUAAGUUAAUAUUAUAUUUACAUGUAGAUAAAAGGGCUGCGGAGAGAGCAUAGAGAGCAUUCAUUUUUCUAACAUCUACCUUUGUUGAGACCUUCAAAUCCUCGAUUAUAUUUGUCUCUUACUUUAACAUUUUGAUUGCUUUCACAAAUUAGAAAUUGCAUCAUAUCACAAUCUCGGUGGAAAUUUUUUCUUUAGAAAUAUAUCUUUUACAAAACAGAAUCCGUUAUAAAUGGGGGAGCGAGGAGAAUGAGAAGUGGACCAACAUGCAGCUAGAACCUGAAAUGGGAAAGAUUUCUACGUCACUGUUCACUUCUGUCGGAAAAGUGAUAUUUAGAUUGACAAGUACCGACGUUGGAUAUGUUUGGUCUAUUACAAAGGUAUGUCGUCUAAAGAAACUAAGAAGGAAACGAUCUAACGACCGUCGAAAGGCCUAUUUUUUUAUUCUAGCGAGUUUUUUGGAAAGUAAGUUGGUUCAGCGGCUUCAUUCAAGCUUAAUGUCUAUUGCUUGAUCUGUGUCUCAGGUGAUCGCGAAAUUAAAAGGCUGGCAAUUUCUCAAUUGUUUACCAACAACGAAAAAAUCUCCCCCAGUGUUGUAAUAGGGUUCAUAAACUUUAUACCACUUGUGUUUCCAUAAAAACAUAAAAAAAAUAAAAAAUCAAAUUAAAGAUUGGGAAGCAUAAGACGUAAUUAAAAACUGACAAGUAUCAUUUCAAGUGUGUCGAUAGUUGGCGUGUCACAGGCUUUUCGUGAGAGCUGGCUAUAAUAACUUCCAAUUUGCCAAACUGCCAGUGAAUCUGGAUGAGGGAAAGGUUGCUAAUUUACUAUUUAUACUUGUAGGGAGUCAUGAACGGUUAUGCCGGCUACAAAAAUGAAGAAAAUGAAGAGGACAUGGAAGUUGAAUAA
This is a messenger RNA of Porites lobata, 17567 nucleotides long. NCBI's taxonomy places the organism in Eukaryota, Metazoa, Cnidaria, Anthozoa, Scleractinia, Poritidae. The record is from the annotation of a GenBank genome assembly.